UUGUCAAAGGCCAGAAAUAUUUUUUUAUAAUCACAAACUUUCACGCAGAUUUUACUGAGGUGAUAAAUUUCGAAAAAGUUGGCUUGCACAGUGUCCCCAAUCAAUAGUGGUUAGUAUUAAAAAGUGCCCUGCCCUUGGCCGCAUUUGGUAAAAUACAGAACAUCAGGAAAAUGUUCUGAUAUCACCCGCAUAUUGUAAGACAAAGAAACCAUUCCGAAUCGAUAGUGCUGCGUACUUUGAGCAAUUGCCAGGAAUUCCAUUUUCGGUGGCGUAGUUCCACGGUCGAGGUUAACCAGUUGCCACCAUCGAGCUUGUGUGAACUAAUAUGUCCAAAACUGUAAAACGACCGACAUCCGGAAUCCGUCCGAGCUGCUACAUACCUUCAAGGCUAGAGGAGCGACGGACGAGGGCACGCAUUCUACGCCAAGAGCGACGGAGGAAACCCGAUAAACCAGACGAUUUUGUAACCUACGAGGACAGCGAUAGCGAGGAGGAAACGCCAGCGCAACAACACCAGAUUUUAAGCACUUCGUUCAAUUUCGUGGACUAUGUGCGCAGUCGGGAAUCGGAUUUUAGGGAGGAAAGAAGCGUGGAUCCGGCGUACGCCAGUCGACACAUACUGACGCACGAUAUGUUCAAGGAAACUCCGAUCUCGCUGGGCAAUAUCAAUAAAGUGUUUUGCUCGCAGUGGCUCAGUAAUCGCCAGGUCGUUUUCGGUACUAAAUGUAAUAAGCUAAUGGUGUAUGACGUGAACACUAGGAAAGUGGACGCAAUCCCAACGCUGCCCAACAAUCGUGGGGCCAGUCCGGACACCCAGUGCGGUAUUCAUGCGUGUCAGAUUAAUCCGAGCCACAGCUUGCUGGCUACGGGUGCCCGACAUUCGGCUGACAUUGCCAUUUAUCGACUGCCGACAUUGGAUCCUCUCUGUAUCGGAGAAAACGGACACCGGGAUUGGGUAUUCGAUAUGUGCUGGUUGGAUGACCAAUUUCUGGUAUCCUGUUCGCGUGAUACGAAAGUAGCGCUUUGGCGUAUCAACGAAGAAACGAUGGACUUUCCUACCGCUAAGGAAGGCGAAGAGCAAGAAUCUGUGCCAUCGUAUGCACAUGUUAGUCCCGUGUCGGUGAAAGAAUGCCGUGGGGCUCAAAAGAUUCGUGCCCUUUGCUUCAACAAGGAGUACCGAGAGAUCGCGUUGCUCUCGCUGAAUGGAUACAUGCAUCUAUUUAAUGCCGAAACAUUUUCCCAGAAGCUGUCCCGGAAAUUGCCGAACUGUCAGGAAAAUGUAUGCAUAGCUUGUCAGAACAAUGGACUGUAUGCGGUUGGAUGUAGAUCCUAUACUCUACUGUUGGAUCCCAGAACAUUGCAGGCCGUGAAAAAGGUAGCCUCUCGCUACAGCGGUUGUGGAAUUCGUUCAGCUAGUUUCCAGAGUAAUAUUUUAACUAUUGGUACCGGGUUAGGAAUGCUGAUGUUUUAUGAUAUUCGCGCGGGGAAAUAUCUUGAAUCCCAAACCAGUGCAUCUCGCACGGUCGUGUUAAAAGCCAGCCGAGGCUACGUUGCACAAUUUCCCGAAGAGGAAAUGGACAAUUUUCAGCAGAUAAAAUACGUUCCGGCAAUCUACACACACUGUUACGAUAGCAGUGGCACCAGACUGUUCACGGCAGGAGGACCCCUACCAGCCACGCUCAUAGGAAACUACGCGGGAAUUUGGCAAUAGUAGCGACACAGAAUGUAACCUAGUAGCAAGUAAGACAGCAAAACCUAAUAGGACAAUGGUAUAUGCGUAAUUUAUUUUCUAUACUCCAUGCGCAGCACUCACAUAGUGUCGCACGAUUUGGCGGGCCAUCGAGAAAACGAUAUCAGCACAUAUUUCAUUUGCAGCCGAUUUUUUUUGCUACAAACUUUUAAUGUCGCUCAGAACUGAUCGCAUUGUUGGGUAGCAGAUGGCAAAAUGAAUGGCAUUUUCGACUAUGAAGCAAACAGUUUAUUUCAUACAAAAUUUAGCAUAUAUUUUUUGCUUGAUAAACUGUAUGGGAAAUGUAGCAGUAAAAACCCAACAUCAAGAAAAUAAAAUCUGAUGUUACAUAACAAAAAAAACUGAGAAGAUAAUUUGUGAAUUUUACCAUCAACUAGUAAACGGUAUGGUAUGGUAUGGAGCCUCUUGAGCCAUAGAGCCACUUAACCUAAUCAAACGGGAGACACGUGGUUAUUUUGGCAUAAUCAUCAUCAAAUGCUAACCAUAAGUUCAUGUUGUCAUUUGGUAUAAUGGCUCGAAGUUUAUUGCCAUUUUACAUAAAGCCAACGUGACAUAAUUGCUUUUGCCUUAAAAAGUUUUGAUUUACCUCCCAAGGGAGCCUCUAAAAAGACGGCUCGAAAGACGAGGAGCAAAACAAUAGGUUUAUUUUUUAUUGAGUCAAAUAAAUCAAUCCCUGUAAACAAAAAUAAUACUAAACAAUUAGGAAUUGAUUUCUUGCUCGACCCUUUUGAGAACGGAGCAUCUGAAACUCUGAUUAUCCUUAUUAAGUUCGAUUUUUUCGGCUUGUUUGCCUUUAUGAUUAACGUGGCCGGUGAUCAAUAAUUUUUUCUACUCCCUUCGUGCAAAGGUGCACUCAUUGCUAUCCAACGAAUGGAGGAGUAGCAGUGGUUCGCUAUGCAUGCUCCCGUCCAUGUUCUACAUGAGAUACUACAUGGAAUGAAAAGUCCCGGGCCUCUCACAGAAAAGACGUGAACAGUUUCGAACCGAGUAAGAACAAGCCUCUGGGUGGCACAAUACCGAAUUUCAUGACAAUCUAUCCACUGGUUUUUGAAAAACAGAUGAUCAUGUCCGACGAGUUCUAGUAUCAUCAAGCUAUGGAAAAAGACGCACCAGCGCAUUCAUACAAAAAAGCAAAGGUGAAAUUGAACGAUUUGCGGUACGGAUUUAUCCUCAACCCUCCGUAUUCUCCACAUCUGAUCCCCAGCGACUAUUAUCUAUCUCGAAACCUGAAAAGGCUUCUCCAGGGAAAGAAAUUUUCAUCGAAUGCUGAGAUCAUUGCAGAAACGGCAGCCACAGAAGUACUAGGAUUAUUUGGAGCUGGUGUACAGAAAGUACCGUUGUUCUUCGAUGUAGAUGUCUAUUACAAGGCUUACCGUAGUGGCCAACGUUUCGGCAAUAUUGACAUGUAGCCAUCUGAUUGUCGUAGGUAACAAGUGAUUUACUCGGAACUUUAACAUAAGAAGAUAUAACGCGCAUGCUUGACAAAUUUACACCAUUCAGAAUAUGGGAGAAAAAGCUCUUCCACUAUUCCUUCCGAUAGAGAGAAUCUCUCCGGUCUGAGACAUAUCGUAUUUUCCUCCAUAUAAACUGAUAUGUUGUACUUGAUAUUUCUAUGCUCUUUAUUUUAUGCUACUCGUUUAUCGACUGACUUGGAUGAGAUGUGAAAGUGAACUGAUCUGAAGCUCUGAAGAUGAUUGUCAAAAACAGCCCCGCCACUUCGUCUGUCGCUACUAUGAAAUUACCUAGUAUUUGUCGAUUGGACUAAAUUCCAAGCAAUUCGAAGGAUUCAUUAGCUUGAACACAUUAUCGAUCUUCUUGCCAGCAUACCACUUCAGAAUCACCUUGGAAUAGAACUUUUUCUGGUACUAAAACAUCCAAACCAUAGUGCAAAGUAAAGGCAGGAUGCAAAUCUCUCAAACUUUUCUGGAAGUCGGUAGUAAAAAAAAUAGUGCAAAAAAAGCACAUGGUUCCUCGCAUCUUUGCUGCUAUAUUGCGAUGCUUUAAAAAGUUGCUGCUUUUGAAAUAUGCUUUUGAACAUUCAUGUCGAAUUGUUUUUCAGUUAGCCUAAUUUGCCUAUUCGGAGUACUACCCGCAUCAAUAAUAGUUUCUAUGUGACCGUACUGUAUUAAAUUAUAACCUCUAAACAAAGUUUAUUCUGGGAUUACCAGAAAAUAAGCUCCUCUGUACUCUCGAUAAGGUAUUGUUAUGAAUGUGACUUUGGUCGGAAUAUCUGUCCAGUUUAAGUCACAUUAUACAAAACAGCUGAUAUGGAUGAUGGCAAUUGUGUUUUAAUAUAAAAAAAUAUCGAUUUUUAGAAUCCAUCUAAAAAUGACGAACAGCACUGGAUCGAUUAGAAAGCCCGUCUUAUUGUAUCCGAACAAUCUAUUGGGAUGAAACCAUCAAAUAAAUACAAAUCUUGAAAUGUGCAUAAUUUGCAUGUGGUGGUCGUGACUUCGAACUAUGUGCACCGAGCUGUGUGUCUAAGUGUAGGUAGGUUUUAUGACUCGAAAAGCUGAUAUAAAGAAAGAAAACGUACACUAAUGUCUUAAGUUUAGAAAAUAUGAAUUGCGGAAACUUUUGCAAAGAAAUAAUAGAAACAAAGAUUCGACAGUUUUGAAGCUUGCA
Molecule: messenger RNA, 4375 nt
Organism: Malaya genurostris
Lineage: Eukaryota; Metazoa; Arthropoda; Insecta; Diptera; Culicidae
Gene: DCAF12
Product: DDB1- and CUL4-associated factor 12 homolog
Exons: 4
Coding region: 326-1711 (461 amino acids)
Cellular component (GO): Cul4-RING E3 ubiquitin ligase complex
Molecular function (GO): protein binding
Source: RefSeq, a predicted model, not a curated record